Messenger RNA from Lodderomyces orthopsilosis Co 90-125, 1263 nucleotides. RefSeq names its product pyruvate dehydrogenase (acetyl-transferring) subunit E1 alpha (gene PDA1). Gene Ontology annotation, biological process: pyruvate decarboxylation to acetyl-CoA. The record is from RefSeq and is a predicted model, not a curated record. Bases 1 to 1263 code for a protein of 420 amino acids. Lineage: Eukaryota; Fungi; Ascomycota; Pichiomycetes; Serinales; Debaryomycetaceae. Gene Ontology annotation, cellular component: intracellular membrane-bounded organelle. Gene Ontology annotation, molecular function: pyruvate dehydrogenase (acetyl-transferring) activity. The transcript has a single exon.
AUGAGUCGCCUAAUUAACGCAUCAGCCUCAACUUUGAGAUUGAUGGGAAAAUCCACUUGUUCAAAAGUGUUGACAAGCAGCCCUACCUUGAGCAAUUAUACUUCAAAAAGAUCGUUGGCCACAGCUGAACCUGUCGCUGAUGGUAGUGAUUUGGUAUCCAUCACUUUACCAGAGUCGUCUUUUGAAGGUUACGAUUUGGAAGUACCAUCAUUGGAAUUCGAAACCGAAAAGGAAACAUUGUUGCAAAUGUACAAGGAUAUGAUUGUUAUCAGAAGAAUGGAGAUGGCAGCUGAUGCUUUGUACAAGGCAAAAAAGAUUAGGGGAUUCUGUCAUUUGUCCGUUGGUCAGGAAGCUGUUGCCGUUGGUAUUGAAAACGCCAUUAACCACCAAGAUACAGUCAUUACCUCUUAUAGAUGUCACGGUUUCGCACAUAUUAGAGGUGCUUCUGUUAAAUCUAUCUUGGCUGAAUUGAUGGGAAGAAGAUCAGGUAUCUCUUAUGGUAAAGGUGGAUCUAUGCAUAUGUUUACCAAGGGUUUUUACGGUGGUAAUGGUAUUGUUGGUGCUCAAGUUCCUUUGGGGGCUGGUUUAGCUUUUGCUCAAAAGUAUAGAGGAGAAAGAUCAGUUUGUUUUGAUCUUUAUGGUGAUGGUGCAUCUAACCAAGGCCAAGUAUUUGAAGCAUUCAACAUGGCUAAGUUGUGGAACUUGCCAGUUAUCUUUGUUUGUGAAAACAAUAAAUAUGGUAUGGGUACUGCUGCUGCCAGAAGUUCUGCCAUGACCGAAUACUACAAGAGAGGUCAAUAUAUUCCUGGAUUGAAAAUCAAUGGUAUGGAUGUUUUGGCUUCUUAUCAAGGUGCCAAGUUUGCCAAAGACUGGGCAUCUCAAGGUAAUGGACCAUUAGUUUUGGAAUACGAAACUUAUAGAUACGGUGGCCAUUCAAUGUCCGAUCCAGGUACUACUUAUAGAACCAGAGAAGAAGUUCAACAUAUGAGAUCACGUAAUGAUCCAAUUGCUGGAUUGAAAGCUGUUUUAUUGGACAAGAACAUUGCCACUGAGGAUGAAGUUAAGGCAUACGAUAAAGCUGCUAGAAAAUACGUUGAUGAACAAGUCGCAGCUGCUGAGGCUGACGCUCCACCUGAAGCUAGAAUGGACAUCUUAUUCGAAGAUGUUUACGUCAAGGGUUCUGAAGUUCCAGUAUUAAGAGGAAGAAUCUCAGAUGAUUCAUGGGAUUUCAAGAAGAAUGACUUUUUGAAUAAGGUAUAUUAA